AUGUCCAUCCGGACAGUUGGCGUGGUUGGCACCGGGGUAAUCGGGUCCUCAUGGAUAGGCCUGUUUCUAGCCCACGGCCUCCAAGUCAUUGUUUCCGAUCCUGCAUCAGGCGCCGAGCAAAAGCUCGCAGACUACCUCCACGCCAUCUGGCCGACCAUGGAAAAGUCGGGCCUGGGUCCGAAUGCAGCAUUGACCAAUUACCGCUUCGUGGGCGCACAAUUCAAGCAUCAUUUUGCCAAUGUCGACUUUGUCCAAGAGAAUGCGCCAGAACGCAUCGAGUUGAAAACCGAUAUCCUUGGCGAGAUAGACGCCGCGACUCGCCCAGACGUUGUUAUUGCGUCGUCUUCAUCCGGCAUACCUAGUUCCCGGUUUAUAUCGAAAUGCGCCGUCAACGCAGGGCGCGUGCUCAUAGGGCAUCCCUUCAACCCUCCUCAUUUAAUGCCGCUCGUCGAGGUAGUCCCCCACGCUGAGACGGCGGCAGCGAGCACGGAAACAGCCAUGAAUUUCUACAAGUCGCUGGGUCGAAAGCCCGUGCUUAUUCGCCAGGAGAUACCUGGCUUCGCAGCCAAUCGUCUCCAGGCAGCGGUCUGCAAUGAGGCAUAUAGCCUCGUGAGCCGUGGUGUUUUAUCGGCACAGGAUCUAGGCGAGUCGACUUGUGCUUGGACAACUUACCUGUGUAUAUGUUUGCUAACUCGUGAAUUAGAUACGUGUGUUACCAGUAGUCUUGGGCCGCGUUGGGCUGUUACCGGCCCGUUGCUGUCAAACGCCAUGGGGGGCGGAGGCGGUACUGACGGCUUCAAGCAUUUCCUGGAGCAUUUGGGGCCUGCCACCAGGAGUUGGAUGGACGAUAUGCAAGCUCAUGCGUUUCAGUGGACUCCCGAGGGUCUCGCGACGCUGCGGGAGAGUGUUGCUAAAGAAUUGCAGGGCAAGGAUACCAAGGAGCUGGAACGAAAAAGGGACCAGUGUCUUGUGGAAGUCCUCCGGGUAAAGGGUGACAUGUAG
Metarhizium robertsii ARSEF 23 is the source of this 1002-nucleotide messenger RNA. Its product is annotated as NAD(P)-binding domain protein. Gene Ontology annotation, biological process: fatty acid metabolic process. The transcript has 2 exons. The record is from RefSeq and is a predicted model, not a curated record. Lineage: Eukaryota; Fungi; Ascomycota; Sordariomycetes; Hypocreales; Clavicipitaceae. The coding region runs from base 1 to 1002 and encodes 333 amino acids. Gene Ontology annotation, molecular function: NAD+ binding; oxidoreductase activity, acting on the CH-OH group of donors, NAD or NADP as acceptor.